Planococcus citri (citrus mealybug) is the source of this 2117-nucleotide messenger RNA. RefSeq names its product ATP-dependent DNA helicase Q1-like. The record is from RefSeq and is a predicted model, not a curated record. Gene Ontology annotation, cellular component: cytoplasm; chromosome. The coding region runs from base 146 to 2047 and encodes 633 amino acids. Gene Ontology annotation, molecular function: 3'-5' DNA helicase activity; nucleic acid binding; ATP binding. NCBI's taxonomy places the organism in Eukaryota, Metazoa, Arthropoda, Insecta, Hemiptera, Pseudococcidae. The transcript has 12 exons. Gene Ontology annotation, biological process: DNA replication; double-strand break repair via homologous recombination.
UGUUGCGACUUUAGAAAAAUUAAAUGAAUAAAUUCGAAAUUUUGUUUUUGUUUUCAAAUUUGAAAAAAAUUGAUAGUUUCAAAAAGACUUAUGAUUUCAAAAAAUGAAAUAUCUAUGGUGAAAAUUGAAAAAUAACUUCCCAAAAAUGGCUGGACAACCAGAAGAUUUGGAAGAAGAACUGAAAACAGUUUCGAAAAACCUUAGAGAAGUAGAAGCUAAAAUCAGAAUCCUGCAAGAAAAACGCGAAGAAUUGAGAAAACGAAAGGAUCUCCUCGCUGAUACUAUCUCUCUACAGAAAAGCAAAGAACUGGGAAGCGAUAGUAAAUGGGAUAGUGAAGAUUAUCCUUGGUAUCCAAAGCUUUCUCAAAAACUGAAGGAUGUUUUCAAAAUCUCUUCAUUUCGUCCCAAUCAAUUGGCGGCGAUAAAUGCUACAUUAUCUAAACAAGAUGUCAUCGUUAUUAUGCCCACAGGAGGUGGAAAAAGUUUAUGUUUUCAGUUACCAGCUCUAAUGGAAAAUGGAUUUACUCUAGUUAUAUCUCCAAUGUUGUCGUUGAUGGAAGAUCAAAUCAUGACCCUUAAAUCUCUCUCGAUCAAAGCAGAAAUGUUUCAAGCCAGUACAACAGUUCAAGAAUCGGCAGAAAUUCAAAAGAUGAUGAUUGAUGCGAAAUCGGGUCUGAAGCUGCUCUACGUAACACCUGAAAAACUUGCUAAAAGUAAAAGAUUCAUGAGUAAAUUGCAAAAGGCCCAUAGUCUUAAUUUACUCUCUCGUAUUGCCAUCGAUGAGGUGCAUUGUUGUUCUCAAUGGGGUCAUGAUUUCAGAACAGAUUAUCAGUUUCUUUCCGUUCUCAAGGAUAUGUUUCAAAAUGUUCCUAUAAUUGGUCUGACGGCGACGGCGACUACCAAAGUUAUUUUAGAUGUGCAAAAAAUGUUAUCUAUUCAAGGCUGUUUGAUUUUUAAAUCGUCUUUUAAUCGACCAAACUUAUAUUACGAAGUAAGAGAAAAACCUUCCAGCCAAAAAGAAUGCAUCGAUCAAUUGGAAGAUUUAUUGAAACAUAGAUUUAAAAAUAUGUCCGGUAUAAUAUACACUACUUCAAUCAAAGACUGUGAAGAUUUACGACAAGAAUUACGAAAACGAGGCUGUAAAGUAAGCGGAUAUCAUGCCCAGCUAGAGUCAUCUGUUAGAUCAAACGUGCAUCAAAAAUGGCUCAGCGGCGAGUAUCAAGCUGUCGUUGCAACUAUUGCUUUCGGACUUGGUAUCGAUAAACCAGAUGUUAGAUUCGUUAUACACCAUUCUCUUUCAAAAUCUAUGGAAAAUUUCUACCAAGAAAGUGGCAGAGCAGGUCGCGAUGGUAGAACUGCGAAUUGUAUUUUAUACUUCCGUUUCGCCGAUAUUUUCAAACUGAGUACGAUGGUUUUCACUCAACAAACCGGAUUGAGAAAUUUAUACUCUAUCGUCGAUUAUUGCUUGAAUCCUACCGACUGUCGCCGAAAAAUGAUAGCUUCUCAUUUCGAUGAAACUUGGGAAAGUACCGAUUGUAAUAAAAUGUGCGAUCAUUGUGAAAAUACUUUCAGCGCGAAAAAAGUCGAUGUAUCGAAACAUUGUCUUUCAUUACUCAAAAUACUGCUGCAAGCUUUUCAAAACGAUACUAAAUUAACAGCUCAAAUGUUGAUCGAUGUUUGGUAUGGGAAAACAUCGAAGAUUAAAUCAGUCAAUGUGAGUCCUCCUUCGUUUUCAAGAGAAACUGGUGAGAGAAUAGUUGCAUUUUUACUCAUCAACGAUUAUUUAAAGGAAGACUUCCAUUUUACCCCUUACUCAACUAUCAGCUACAUUAAAAAAGGACCCAAAGGAGACUCGGUCAAAAGUGGAGAGCAAAUUGCGAUGCUCGUUCGUGAUAAAAAAUGUGAUACUGGAGAUAGUAGAAGUAAAAUUUCAUCAGAUUCUACGUCAUCGAAAACCACUUCUAACAAGAGAGUCGUAGAAACUACUGAAAAUAGUAAAUGUAAACGCUCAAAACUUAUCUGUUUAGAUGAUAGUGAAAGUGAUUAAUUUAUUAAGUAUAUUUUUAUGUGUUUCUGUACGUUUUCAAUAAGUAAUGAAUAAAAAAAAUGUCAAUGAG